AUGGGUCAGCCGAAUGAUGUUGAGCAAGAGAGAAUCCGCGAUCUUUCCAAAUAUUAUUGUACCUUCGAUCAACUCUCAACCUCAGAUCUGGAAGUGGAUGAGGUCCCACGGGAAACACCCUUCCCUCGUCUUUCAAAUGAUACCACCUUGACCGCCCUGACCCAACUGGGUGUCUAUCGCUUUGGAUGCAAUCGGUCCUUCGUUUCAAUCAUCGAUGGAGAAAGUCAACAUGUCAUUGCAGAGGCAACUGCCUCGAUCUCUCUUCGAAACAAAGAUCUUCAUCGCCCGGACGAUGGUAUCUUCCUGGGGGUCAACACACUUGACUUGGAAUGGGGAGUGUGUCCCCACGCCAUUCGACUUUUCACCGGACAGGACCCUUCCCAGAUACUAGACACGGAGAAUAUAACGGCCAACCAGACGCGCAACAUCAUUCGCGAUUUUACCAAGGAGGAUUUCUACAAAGAUCGCUCAUAUGUGCUCAACUGGCCUUUCUUUCGAUUCUACGCGGAGGUGCCAUUGUACAGCCCCUCCGGGUUCGUACUAGGUUCGUAUUGUGUGGUGGACAACAAGCCACGAACGGUGUUUGGAGACGAAGAUGUGGCUGCUCUUCGGGAAAUUGCGGACUCGAUCUCAAACCACCUUGAAAAUUCGCGGAUCGUUCAAUACCAUCGUCGUUCGGAGAACUUGGUCAAAGGGUUAACAAACUUCGUCAAAAAUCAUUCGAAAUUUGACCCUACUGGCUCUUCCACUCAAGGCCAGAUUGAAGCAUCUGCCAAGAAGCUCAAUUCUGAGGAUUUGGGGCUAAUAGCUAUUCCAGCCGAUGUGGGUGGAACGCUCGAUUCUUUGCCCACCGAAAAGGAUGUUGGUGUCUGUUCAUCCCUUGAUGAAAGAUCAUCCACAAGUCUUAAUGGAAAGGAAGUUUCGAUAUUUUCUCGAAACAGUGCUUCCAAGUCAAACUAUACACAACCAUCAUCGCUUUCUCGAACCUCGGACCGAGUGGAACCGCUUCCCUCUUCCAUGGAAGGAAGCCCGGAAUCAUUAGUGCCAGAAAAUGUGCCUAUCGCUGAACGCGUAGCUGCGAUAUUUGCCCGUGCCAGUCUCCUACUGAGAGAUUCUUUGGAUCUGGAUGGCGUGGUCUUCCUUGAUGCCCACCGGAAUGACCCGCAAUUCGAAUCUUCUGGGCGGCAUGAUGAUUGGGACGCUUUGUCGAAUUUUGAGACAGGUUCGCCAAUUACUUCAGGCGCUAGCCCCUGGGGUCCUCCUAAUACAAAUUUGCCCGAAGAUGCAGAAAACUACUGUGGUUCCUUGGGCCAGGCUACAAGCUGCAGGCCAGCUACGACCAAUUCUGAGUCAAAAUUCCAGGUCAAGGUGACGGAAGAGUUGCUGCAUUCGUUGAUCACACACUUUCCAGAUGGUCACAUUUUCGACAUAGACAGCACGAGUAAUCCUCCCAGCCCCCUAAACUCUGCAAGUGGCAAUUCGAAUGUUUGCGCUCCCAAUUUCGAAAUCAUUCGGCAGAUCUCUCAUCGUCUCGCUCGUCAACUCCCCGAAGCCAAAUGUGUCCUUUUCUAUCCUCUGUGGGAUUGGAACAAAUCAAGAUGGCUUGCAGGUACACUGGUAUGGGUAAAUGGAAGCCAUCGUCCUUUGGGCACAGAAGACCUGCACUACUUUAAAGCUUUUGGAGAUUCUAUGAUCUCCGAAGUAUCUCGGAUACACUGGACCGCCAGUGAGAACUCGAAAUUCGACUUUGUAACUUCUAUCAGUCAUGAACUUCGCUCACCACUACACGGGAUUCUCGCCAGCGCAGAGCUACUACAUGAUAUUCCACUUCAGACUGCGCACCGUGAUAUGGUUGAUAUGAUCUCAACGUCAGGUCUCACCUUGCUGGACACAAUAGAUCACCUGCUGGAUUACUGUAAAAUCAACAACUUGGCAACCACACAAAGCCUCAGCGUGACCAACACUGAAGAUUCUUCAACAACCCUAGUAUCUGACUUCAGUCUCGAUUCCUUGGUUGAAGAAGUGGCCGUGAUACUCCAUAGCGGCCGAAAGGCACCCGGGCCUGUCUCCUCUCUUGCAAGUGAAACAGCUACUGCUACUCCGUCCUCCCAACCCAUCUCUCAUAUUACUCGAAAUGGCGAUGAAUUGUCAGUGAUAGUAAACAUCGAGCAAUCCGGAUCCUGGAAUAUCCGAUCAGUCGCGGGUGCCUGGAGGAGAAUAGUCAUGAAUCUGCUCGGCAACGCAAUGAAAUGGACGCAUUCCGGCCUCAUUGAGGUAUCGUUGUCACAAGCUGCAGCUCAAACUCAAGCAGAACCUCGCCAUAUCCAUCUCCGCAUCACAGACACUGGCCGAGGAAUUAAACAAGACUUUCUUAGAAACUCGGCAUUCUCUCCAUUCGCCCAGGAAGACGCCCUGUCAGAUGGUGUUGGACUUGGACUCAGCGUUGUGCAUAAGCUAGUGACUUUCCUGGGUGGUCAUCUAAAAAUGAAGAGCGAAAGCGGUGUUGGUACCCAGGUCGAUGUUUAUAUCCCCGCACAGCACGCCAAGGACCAUGUUCCCAAGUUAUCCGAUGAUGCUUCCUCAUUAACAAUUCAAAGACACAAGGACCCUCUGAAGGCAUGCCUCGUUGGGUUUAACGGCUGUCCUGACUUGACGGAGACGCCCACUGGUAUCCUGAGCUCCGAUGCGAGACGAAUGCUUUCUGUUCAAAGUACUCUCGCCAAUGUUUUCAGGGUGCAACUCGGAUGGCAAAUCGCACUGGCAGGCUCACUUGAGAAGGGAGAGGGUGACAUCGCGGUCAUCGAGGAGGCAAAGUUCAACGCUCUAUUCAAUGACCAAUCACCGUCUACUAUGAAUGCCGGCCAUCAUUUCAAAUUCUUCAUUAUCUUGGGCAGCACGGCAUCCUCGCUAGGAUACUCUCUUCCUGCGAAUGCCAUCCUGAUGCCGCAACCAUAUGGUCCUCAGAAGAUCCGUGAAACCGCUCAAAGAAUCAUGGAUCUGCACAAAUCACAACCUCAAAUCGGUGGCCUCGAAGCUCUAGUUGCCGUUCCACCAACAAGCUAUGAAAUUCUUCCGUCAGAACCUACCCCUCCGAAUCUACCGGAAAUAUCGAAAGACCUUUCACAGGAACCUCCAGUUGAAUUGGUCUGUCCGAGUCCUCCUAUUCGGGGCUCGCCGAUUCUAUCGAAUGGUCAAAUGAACGAUAUGCAUGUUCUCAUCGUAGAUGACAAUGACAUCAAUCUCAAGAUCCUCGCUACGUUCAUGCGAAAACUUGGCUGUAGUUACGACACAGCUUCUAAUGGACUGAUUGCAUUGGAACAGGUUGAAUCUUCAAGUCGAAGAUAUGACUUGAUAUUGAUGGAUUUGUCAAUGCCUGUAAUGGACGGGUUGGUUUCAACCAGCAAGAUCCGACAACACGAAAAAGACCAUGGUCUCCAACCCUCCCGCAUCAUGGCUGUGACAGGCGUCGCUUCGGAUACCAUGCAACAGGCGGCGGUGACCGCAGGUGUCGACGACUAUCUCGUCAAACCUCUCUCUCUCCGUAUGCUGAAGAAGCUUAUAGAACCUAUACUCUAA
Molecule: messenger RNA, 3576 nt
Organism: Penicillium concentricum
Lineage: Eukaryota; Fungi; Ascomycota; Eurotiomycetes; Eurotiales; Aspergillaceae
Product: hybrid sensor histidine kinase/response regulator
Exons: 7
Coding region: 1-3576 (1191 amino acids)
Biological process (GO): phosphorelay signal transduction system; phosphorylation
Molecular function (GO): phosphorelay sensor kinase activity
Source: RefSeq, a predicted model, not a curated record